This is a messenger RNA of Vitrella brassicaformis, 2754 nucleotides long. Lineage: Eukaryota; Vitrellaceae. The record is from the annotation of a GenBank genome assembly.
GCUGAGGUGAGAGCGGACUUUGCUCGUUUAUCUGGCUGGGCUGAAAGAGGAAGAGUGCCAUGUCUGUCAUGGCUGCAGCCGGCCAUCCGUCCCGUCACACAGUCGCUCCAUCCAUGUGGCUCUCUAUGACUCACAAAAUGGCUGUCGGUCUGCACCGCAGCCACCAACACAUACACACACAACGAGAGAGAGACAAAUACUGUGCGCCCAACCACAACAGCGACCUACUGCCCAAAGACACACACAUUUACCCGACCACAUAAGCCAGCCACACAAGCUUGCUACACUGAACGCCGACUCAUGUCCGGACCCCCCUCCUCUCCCUCUCCCCGACCCCCUCCCUCAUGUGCCCUCCUGCUGCUCGCAAGGGCUGCUUUCUUCUGCGGCCUGGACAGAUAGUAUGGGAGGACCAGCGUCACGACGCUGAUAGCAAGGAAAGCGAUGCUGAGGGGGGAGAAGUCGCCACCAUCGUCGAGCUGCACACACAGAGAGACAAGGGAGAGAGAUGGGCGACAGAGUGCCGAGUGGACAGGGGGGGGGGAUUGCCCACCACAGCGCUGACGAUUGGCGUGAUGAAGAGGAGGGGUAUACCCAUAACGAGAACACCAAAACCAGCGAGAGUGCAAUAGUCCUCAAAGCCAAAAGAGUCUCCUGUGUAUGCACACACGAGCCCAUGAGAUGCGAAUGUCUGGCGCAUUCAUUUAUCGCUUUCGUCUCCCUUACCCCAUAGUGCCAUACAUAAAGCAUAGGUAGCCUCCUGGCUGAACGUAUAAAAGAUGAAUGUCUGAACGAUAAUCACAACGCCACAAACACGGGUGAAACAGACCGAAACUAUCACUUCACACCCCUAAAACCCCACCAGCGGCUGCAGCGCCAACACCCGAAUCAGACCACAUAUCAAAUGACCCCACCCAACCUGACAAACACAGAGAGCGAUACACACACACACACACACACAGAGAGAGAGAGAGAGAGGGAAAGCGCUGCGGUGGUCCUCGCGGUGUGUGCCAACCCACCCACCGACCACAAUCUGCGCGAUCAGCGAGACGGUCCAGCCAUAUCGGUCCGCUAUCGCCCCCACCCCCAGUGCACUCAUCCACCCCAUAGGCGCCACCCACGAGAAGACCUGUGUCCACAGCGUCGUGGUGCCCUCCACGUCGCUGAUGCCCUCACUCUUGACGAUCUCGCGCAGCUGAAGGGUCACCGAUCCCAGAUAAAACUGCGCACACACAAAAAGGAUGUACGUGGAUGGGGGGGAUGGAUGGAUGGAUGGAUGGAGCGGCCCACAUGCAUGGGGUGUCUUUGAUAUACCUGAAAGAUGAAGUACCAAAUGGUGAGGUAUAUCGUGAUGAGCAUAAAGUCGAGGGUGCACAUCUGCCGUACCACCUUGCCCAGCCUCGUCUUCGGGUGCCCCAGACACUUGAUCACCGCAUCAUAGUCCUUUGCACCCUUGCCAUGCUGCUGAUGCUGCUGCGCCUGCGCCGUCACAGCCUUCGGCACGGUCCCCACCACAGCAUUUACGGCCGCCCUCACCUCGGAUGUCUCGCUGUCCAUGGCGAGGUCGACCGGAGGGUCACUCAUCGUCUUUCGCGGAUCCAUGACCGGCGUGUCUUCUUCCUCAUCUGGCGGCGGCUUCAGCUGCUCGGCGCUGAGAUGUCUCAAGUCAAAAUGGAGGGUGGUCUGUGAGAGGUGGGGGGCGUGCUUGCGCGGGGCCGUAGUUGGGGGGAUGCGGUAGAAGCCGCCCUUGGCGAUGCUGAAGGCGACCUUGUCGCCUCUGUCAAAGUGGCGCAUCGGCUGCAUGGCGAGGAAGGGCAGGAAGAGGGUGAGGACGAUGGCGUAGUAGAGGAACAUGUCAUCAAAGGUCACAGGGGUCUCUGAGAUGAUCAGCUGGAAGGCAGCGAAGACAAUGCUGAUCCCACACACGCACACACACAGAUGGACAGACACAGAUGGGUCUGUCUACGCAUUCAUUGUGACACUCGUGUACCUGGAAGUGCCGAAUACGGUCGAGAAGAAUGCUGUGACGAGGCCGUAGUUGUUGGGGUAUAGAUUGGCGCAGUGAGUCGCAUAGAGAGCCACACCCGUCCCCGGUGCGAUGAGGCAGAAGAAGCCCAGGAAGGUGUAGUCGAACUCACCCUCUCCCUUCGGACCCAGGCCGACAAGAUAAGCGCCUACUGUGAGAGUGAGAUGCAUCCAGAACACCAUCCUACAGUGAGUGCACAUCCAUCCAUCCAUCCAUCCAUCCAUCCACAAUGCACAGAUCACCCACCACACGGCAGCCUGGCUGUGUUGUGAUCUUGCUGAGUGACUCACUUGGGUCCGAUUCUGUCGAGAAUGAUUCCCAGAGGCAGCCCCAGCACCAUUUGAAAGGCCACGCACACAGUGAAGAUCAGGUUCAAAUGGACCGCCUCCUCCUCGCAGCUGCCGGUCUCUGGGUCAAAGCUCUCCUCCGUGCACAUGUGGCUGUACACAUUCGCCUCGAGCACUGCAGACCAGACAGAGGGGAGGGAAGCCAUGAUGUGGACGGCUCACUCUUUCAUGCACGCACGCAUAAUGGUGGUGGCGCCCCAGCCCAUGCCCAAGCCGCUUGAGAUCAACAGGUGGAAGAGGCUGAUGGACACCACCCAGAAUCUGGCCUCACGAUAGAAGGGCAAUGCAGCGGGCGGCUUCUGAAGGGUCUCUUCUGAUGCCAUCUCUGACGGAUGAAUGAGUCGUUCUCGGCAGCGCUUCACGCGUACAGCGACUUUGGUCCUG